AUGGAUAACGGAACAUGGCCCAAUGACGAUACUCUCAAAGCCGUGAUCAAGGGAGCUGAUUCAGAGGACAAUGAGUACAUGGAGUUUGCGAAGGCUGUGAGGGCUAGGGGGUCACAAAUCUGCUACAAGAAUACUGGCAAAGAAGAAGAAGACCCGGAAGAUAUACAAGAAAUCUUGCACAGGUUAGGAUGUGGGAUCCCCGUUAAGGCUGAAACAUACAAUAUGGUCAUCAAGAGACUCGCUUUCCAGAAACCAUACCCCGUUGCCGUUAAGUAUGCCAAGAAGUACUUUCUGCAAAUGCUUGACAAAGGAAUGGUGCCUGAUCCCCCUGCCUACACCUUCGUGAUGGAGCCUGCCAGUUGGACGAUAAGGAGAAGGGGGUUUGAUCUUGAAAAUCAGAAGUACUUUGAAUGCCACAAACACCUCGAAGAGGCAUUCGAUGCAUAUAGGAUGUCCGACUAUGCCACCAAAACGACUGAUGAGGAGACGCGAAAAAUCUUCUACAGGUGGCGCACCGACGCAGCCAUCAGCAUGAAACAUAUAAUGGAUAUGGUCGAAGGUAUGGUAGAUGACGGCUUUAAGGAUGAGGUCAAGGAGCUCUUUGAGCCGUUCUUUGACAUAGGCGUACUACCCGCCAUUGUCACCCACACCGCUGUCAUUGAGGCCUAUGCCACUGCCGGCAAGAUUAAGGGUGCUUUUGAGGCUUAUAAACACAUGUCGGCUGUUGGGAUUAUGCCGAACUGCUACACUUAUAGUGUCUUCAUCAAGGCACUUGCUACUGACCCCAACUUCUUUGGGGAUGCCAAGAAGUACUGGCUGGAGAUGAUGGAGAAGAGGAUGCAUCCCAAUGCUGCUACCUACACCGCAGUUUUUGGGGGCUUCGCGAGGCAAGGGGACAGGGCGGUAGAGGACAGGAGUGAGUUUUUACGGGUAAUGAAAAGCAAGGGAUUUGUGCCGGACGAGGAGGCUGUGGGUGAGGUUCUGAAAGGACGAACUGGAGAAGCGGUUAGCUGCAUCAUGAACAUUCUGUUUGGCAAGUAUAACUUGUAG
Molecule: messenger RNA, 1050 nt
Organism: Malus domestica (apple)
Lineage: Eukaryota; Viridiplantae; Streptophyta; Magnoliopsida; Rosales; Rosaceae
Product: pentatricopeptide repeat-containing protein At4g38150-like
Molecular function (GO): protein binding
Source: RefSeq, a predicted model, not a curated record